Mus musculus (house mouse) is the source of this 2462-nucleotide messenger RNA. It is a transcript of the gene Entpd8, whose product is annotated as ectonucleoside triphosphate diphosphohydrolase 8. NCBI's taxonomy places the organism in Eukaryota, Metazoa, Chordata, Mammalia, Rodentia, Muridae. Gene Ontology annotation, biological process: ribonucleoside diphosphate catabolic process; ribonucleoside triphosphate catabolic process. The transcript is spliced from 13 exons. The record is from RefSeq and is a predicted model, not a curated record. Bases 455 to 1672 code for a protein of 405 amino acids. Gene Ontology annotation, cellular component: plasma membrane. Gene Ontology annotation, molecular function: hydrolase activity; ATP hydrolysis activity; ADP phosphatase activity.
ACUGUUACCUUGAAGUGUCUCCCCUACAAGCUGGCUUUGUACUCAUAGGAUGACCUAAAACAUCUGAUCCUCCUGCCUCCUGAGUGCUAGGACUUCAUCAGGUACCUCCACAUCGAUUUCCUAUGGUGCCGCGGCUUGAACAUAGGACUUCCUGCAUGCUAGCUCUGCAGCUCUGCAGCACCCAGCCCUGUAGCCUCUGGACGCUCAGUCACUUGUUACUUGACUCCAUCUGGCCUGGCCCAAGAGCAAGAUGUAAGCCUGGAAUUAAUGAGAUAGAGUAAAAUUAGUAGAUGCCAGAGCAGCAGCUAGAGAGCAGCCUGCUCCUCCCACCACAGCCCCAGGUUCAAGUAGGUGGAGACGGGGUGUGGAGGACAGCAGGUGUGCAGGUCAGAAGCAGAACUUCCUCAAGCUAUCCUUGAAAGUUGGCUCCCAGUGCAGCUCAGACCCUCUCACCAUGGGACUCUCCUGGAAGGAACGGGUCUUCAUGGCUCUGUUGGGAGUUGCAGCAGCCUCUGGCCUCACCAUGCUCGUCCUCAUCCUGGUGAAGGCAAUCAAUGUUCUCUUGCCUGCAGACACCAAGUUUGGGAUUGUGUUUGAUGCCGGCUCCUCCCACACAUCCCUGUUUGUGUACCAGUGGCCAGCAAACAAGGAGAAGGACACAGGAGUGGUCAGCCAGGCCCUGACUUGCCAGAUAGAAGGACCUGGAAUCUCUUCCUAUACCUCUGACCCGACACAGGCUGGGGAAAGCCUGAAGAGCUGCCUGGAGGAGGCGCUGGCGUUGAUCCCACAGGCCCAGCAUCCAGAGACGCCCACAUUCUUGGGGUCCACAGCAGGAAUGAGGCUGCUCAGCCAGAAGAACAGCUCUCAGGCAAGAGACAUCCUAGCUGCAGUCUCCCAGACACUAAGCAAGUCUCCUGUGGAUUUUUGGGGUGCUAAGAUCUUGGCUGGGCAGGAUGAAGGUGCCUUUGGUUGGAUCACCAUCAACUAUGUCCUGGGAAUGCUCCUGAAGUAUUCCUCUGGACAGUGGAUCCUGCCUGAAGAGGGGAUGCUAGUUGGUGCUCUGGACCUUGGUGGAGCCUCCACGCAGAUCAGCUUCGUGCCUCAGGGCCCCAUCCUGGACCAGAGCACCCAAGUCACCUUCCGCCUGUACGGUGCCAACUACAGUGUCUACACUCACAGCUACCUCUGCUUUGGGCGGGACCAGAUCCUGAACAGGCUCCUGGCUAAGCUGGCACAGGACAGGUUGAGCAGCCAGGUGGCCCCGGUCAGACACCCAUGCUACCACAGUGGCUACCAGGCCAUACUGCCACUGAGUUCCUUGUAUGACUCACCCUGCAUCCACACUACAGAUUCCCUGAACCACACCCAGAACCUCACAGUUGAAGGGACAGGCGACCCUGGGAACUGUGUGGUAGCUCUCCGAAGUCUCUUCAACUUCUCCAGCUGUAAGGGCCAGAAGGAUUGUGCUUUCAAUGGCAUCUACCAGCCUCCUGUGCACGGCCAGUUCUAUGCAAUCACUGAACACUGUCAACGACACUGUCUGGAAGUUCUGUCAGAAACCCUGGAAACUGGUGGAAGUCAGCUAUCCUGGGCAGGAGCGCUGGUUACGGGACUACUGUGCCUCGGGUCUGUACAUCCUCGUAUUGCUGCUGGAGGGCUACAAAUUCAGUGAGGAGACCUGGCCCAACAUCCAGUUCCAGAAGCAGGCAGGUGACACAGACAUUGGCUGGACACUGGGCUUCAUGCUGAACCUGACAGGCAUGAUUCCAGCUGAGGCACCGACCCACUGGCGGGCUCAGAGCUACAGCAUCUGGACGGCUGGAGUAGUAUUCGCAGUGCUGACCCUUGUGGCCAUUCUUGGGGCAGCUGCCAUCCAGAUCUUCUGGACCCAGGACUAGGUAGAAACCAAGCUGAAGUAGAUCACAGUCAACAAUAUCUAAAGCAGAAGUGUUGAGUCAACAGUGACAACACAGCUGUUUGUGUUGUCAACCUUGUGAUCCACCAUCAACUGUUCUUAGGAAAGAAGGCCUUUGGCACACAGGACCUUCUGAGCAGAUCCUAGAUGCCUGCCCUUAUGAACCCCUGACCUUUAAGGACUCCAGUCCAUCAAUUGGGCCAGGAGGGCCAAUUGCUGAUAGUACUGACUCCUUUAUGCCCUCAGGAUAGCACUGGCUAUGGGGACUGAUGUUGUCCAUAGGAUAGAAACAGGAGAGGCAGCUGUUGGAAUAGUGCCACCUCAGAAGGCUGUGGCCAGCCCAGCAGAGACUCCCUGCUUCCUCACUAUAUCAGACUAGACCAGACAGUCAGAGUCCAGCUCUGGGGCCAGCCCAGCUUCUUCACACAAGAGCCUGUGGUUGGAUUCUCUUUAUCAUCAAUCCCAGAAUAUAGAUCAAGUUGGGAAUGAGGGAAUCAUUUUUGUUUGCUUGUUUGCUUGUUUAAUUAAAGCUGGUUUUGUCAUGGUA